AUGGCAGGUCUUCAGUCUAGGGUCAAUAUGACCAGCCACUUUUCACUGGCCUCAGCCUUCCGCAACCUCUCUCUAUCCAUCCCGAAGCGUUCUUUCUCUACGACAUUGGCACCGCAAUCCGACGCUAAACUUCCGGAACAUAUCCCACCUUAUCCUUUCGGUCCCCGACAAUGGUACAAGCAAGCCGACACCGGUUUGUACGGCGGUGCCAUGAUCCGUUUCGGUAACAAAAUCUCCAAGGGUCGCAACCACGGCAAGACACGACGAAGCUGGAAGCCCAACGUCCGCCGCAAGAAGAUGCACAGUGAUGCCCUUGGCGAGGACCUCUUCAUCAAGCUCACACGGAAGGCUUUGCGAACAAUUCAAAAGGAGGGUGGUCUUGACAACUACCUCCUCAGCGACCGGAUAGCCCGUAUCCGCGAACUCGGCAUGUUUGGAUGGGAGCUGCGAUGGAAGGUUAUGCAGACACCUGUUAUGCAAGAACGAUUCCGGGAGGAGCGUGCUAAGCUCGGUGCUCCGGAGCCGAAGUCAUUCGAGGAGUGGAUUAAGGAUAAGGAGGAGGAAAUCAAUGCUAAGGUUCAGGAGCGACUGAACGUUCAGGAUGUCACAAAGCCCCGUAACAAGGGCAAGGCUGAUCCUCAGCGGUUACAGCAAUUGCUUGAGUCGUCCAAGCAGUCUUGA
This is a messenger RNA of Penicillium malachiteum, 681 nucleotides long. Its product is annotated as mitochondrial 54S ribosomal protein bL28m. Gene Ontology annotation, cellular component: mitochondrial large ribosomal subunit. Gene Ontology annotation, molecular function: structural constituent of ribosome. The transcript has a single exon. The coding region runs from base 1 to 681 and encodes 226 amino acids. NCBI's taxonomy places the organism in Eukaryota, Fungi, Ascomycota, Eurotiomycetes, Eurotiales, Aspergillaceae. The record is from RefSeq and is a predicted model, not a curated record.